Messenger RNA from Parathielavia appendiculata, 1125 nucleotides. RefSeq lists its product as uncharacterized. Bases 1 to 1125 code for a protein of 374 amino acids. The record is from RefSeq and is a predicted model, not a curated record. Lineage: Eukaryota; Fungi; Ascomycota; Sordariomycetes; Sordariales; Chaetomiaceae. The transcript has a single exon.
AUGCAAGCGCUUCCAGAAGGAAACGAAGAAAAAGCACAACCCGCGCCAAUCCCGUCAAACGAGGAGUCCCAACAACAGCACGACCAGUACCAGCAACACCACCACCAGCAGCACCAACAACCACAACGCCAGCAGCGCCAACACCACCAACACCAAUAUCUCGGACAAGAUGCAGAUCCGAUAUCACAGCCUUACUCCGGACGACCAGCUAACACACCGUUACCUGAGGCGUCAGCCAAGCUGUCUCCGGAGCGGGCAGUGGAGAGACUGGCUCAUAGGUUGAGCGAGCAGUACUUGCAAUUGAGCUCGCCUUGUCACGACCAACUGCAGCAUCAGCCAACGCCAUCGUUACCGUCCUCGAUACCCAGCCUGGUAACUUCCGAGUUGCGCGCCUUCCAUCGUUGGGCCGAAUCCGAGGUUCGCGGCCAACGGCAGCACCGCUUCUUGGACGCCAAAUCCGAUGACCAUACCGUCCCAUGGCUGCCGAUUUCCCGCGGGGGUAUUGGCGAGCCCAUCGAGGUUGAUGAGGCGUAUCAAGAGAAGCUGGACGGCCGGCGGUUUUUGGAUGUGAGACGGCCUCGACGGCAAACGAGCGGUCAGCUCGGAGGCUCUUCCAGCACACGCCCGGUUGACCGGCGCUUGGAGGCGAUGAUUGCCAGCGGGACCCAGUGCAACGUGCACAGCGAGCCUCGGCCGACACCAAAUCCGUCAAAACCAACAUCCAACAUUGCAAUCGUAGCUCAACCAGCCUUCAUUGAGCCCGAUCCCGACUGCGCCAUGCCAACCCUGAAGGUGGAGGUCGACGACGCCAAUGCGGGCGGCGUAUUGGGACCUUUGGGCGAUUUGGCCGACGAGGGUAUCUCGCUGCGUUAUGCGAGCGGCCCUGGAGGCGUCAGAAAGUACACGGUCGAGGGCUUUGCCCUGCGAUACCGGCUAUCAGCGGAUGUCGCGCUGCGCUGCGCCAACGUUGUCCGCAGCCGACCGAGGAUGCGUAGGAGACACAAGAAGGCGAACGAGAACACCGGGUCUCCGGCGGUCAUGUCGGCCGUUUCUUCUCCCGCCAUGUCGUCGGCAGAGUCGCCGUCUCUACCCCCUGCACGUCUGCCGCCGCAAAAAUAUCUUUGA